Molecule: messenger RNA, 1261 nt
Organism: Tripterygium wilfordii
Lineage: Eukaryota; Viridiplantae; Streptophyta; Magnoliopsida; Celastrales; Celastraceae
Product: chloroplast envelope quinone oxidoreductase homolog
Exons: 4
Coding region: 115-1104 (329 amino acids)
Molecular function (GO): oxidoreductase activity
Source: RefSeq, a predicted model, not a curated record
AGAAUCUACAGGCACCUUCUGGCUUCUGUACAGUCUGGCGUCUCCUCUCUAUAUAUCUCUGCAUUUGUUUUUCAGUGAGUUUUUGUGUGUGAAACGGCGUCGCUUUCUCUGAAUAUGGCGGCGAAGCUUAUGCACGCGGUUCAGUACGAUAAGUAUGGUGGAGGAGCAGAUGGAUUGAAGCAUGUUGAAGUUCCAGUUCCUGCUCCAAAGAAUAAUGAGGUUUCGCUGAAACUAGAAGCAACCAGUCUAAAUCCAGUUGAUUGGAAAAUACAGAAGGGCAUGCUGCGGCUUUUUUUGCCUCGCAAAUUCCCUUAUAUACCUGCUACCGAUGUGGCGGGAGAAGUUGUUGAAGUUGGACCAGGAGUCAAAAAUUUCAAAACUGGAGAAAAAGUAGUUGCUAUUCUCAGCCAUCUUAAUGGAGGUGGGCUAGCUGAGUAUGCUGUGGCCAAGGACAGCCUAACGGUUGCAAGGCCGCCAGAAGUUUCAGCAGCUGAGGCUGCUGGCUUACCUGUUGCAGGUCUUACAGCUCACCAGGCUCUUACACAGUCUGCAGGGAUCAAGCUUGAUGGUAGUGGGAAGCAGGCAAACAUUCUUAUUACUGCUGCCUCAGGCGGGGUGGGUCACUAUGCUGUUCAACUGGCGAAGCUCGGGAACACACACGUAACAGCCACAUGUGGAGCCCGUAACAUCGAACUCGUGAAGAGCUUUGGGGCUGAUGAGGUUCUUGAUUACAAAACCCCUGACGGGACUGCCCUGAAGAGCCCAUCUGGUAAGAAAUAUGAUGCAGUUAUUCACUGCGCAACAGGUAUUCCUUGGUCCACUUUUGAGCCUAAUCUGAGUGAAAAUGGAAAAGUAAUAGAUAUUACUCCUGGUCCUAGUGCCAUGUUGACUUAUGCCAUAAAGAAACUUACACUCUCUAAGAAGCAGCUGGUGCCGCUCCUGCUAAUUCCCAAGGCUGAGAACUUGAGUUAUCUUGUUAAUUUGGUGAAGGAAGGAAAGCUGAAGACAUUGAUCGACUCGAAACAUUCUCUGAGCCAGGCUAAAGACGCUUGGGCUAAGAGCAUCGAUGGCCAUGCCACGGGAAAGAUUAUUGUGGAGCCCUAGGGUUAACCACAAUGUGCUUUAAAAGACUGUUGUUGAAACUGGUUGUUUGAUAUGCAUGUGUGGUGUGCAUUACAUUUUCUUUUCCUUAAUAAUUCUGUAAAUGAUAAUGUUUUAAGUGUGAUGUUCAACUUAUGAGUAUUAUGCAACUUUACGACAA